Ornithorhynchus anatinus (platypus) is the source of this 9955-nucleotide messenger RNA. RefSeq names its product ATP binding cassette subfamily A member 5 (gene ABCA5). Gene Ontology annotation, cellular component: intracellular membrane-bounded organelle; membrane. Bases 114 to 5042 code for a protein of 1642 amino acids. NCBI's taxonomy places the organism in Eukaryota, Metazoa, Chordata, Mammalia, Monotremata, Ornithorhynchidae. The transcript has 39 exons. Gene Ontology annotation, molecular function: ABC-type transporter activity; lipid carrier activity; ATP binding. Gene Ontology annotation, biological process: transmembrane transport; lipid transport. The record is from RefSeq and is a predicted model, not a curated record.
CUCUUGCACCUCCUCCUCCUCCUGCACCUCCUCCUGCUCCUUCCCUCCCCUCCCCGGCCCCCGCAGGCCGCAGAGGAGCCUCCGGGCCCGCAGAGACGGUUCAUAUUGAAAGCAUGGCUACAGCAAUAAGGGAAGUGGGAGUGUGGCGACAAACCAGAACACUCUUACUCAAGAAUUACCUAAUUAAAUGUAGGACGAAAAAAAGUAGCGUUCAGGAGAUCCUAUUUCCGCUAUUUUUUUUAUUUUGGCUGAUAUUAAUAAGCAUGAUGCAUCCAAACAAGAAAUACGCAGAAAUGCCCGAUACAGAACUUAACCCCAUGGAUAAAUCCAUCUUCUCCAAGUUCGUGCUUGGAUACACUCCAGUGACUAACACCACAAGAGACAUUAUGCAUAAAGUGUCUUCCGAUUACCUCCCAGAUGUCAGAAAUAUGGAAGAAUAUGCAAAUGAGGAGGAAUUACAAGAGGCCAGCCUUUCUAAAUCCACCAAUUUUAUAGGUGUGGUCUUUAAAGACUCCAUGUCUUAUGAACUCCGUUUUUUCCCUGAUUUGAUCCCUGUAACGUCCAUCUACAUGGAUUCGAGAGCUGGCUGUUCAAAGUCUUGCGAGGCUGCUAUAUACUGGCAUUCGGGAUUCACCAUUCUUCAAGCGUCUAUUGAUGCUGCUAUUAUUCAGCUGAAGACCAAUCAUUCAGUCUGGGAUGAGUUAGAACUGACAAAAGCUGUGAUAAUGGGAGAAUCUGCUGUUGUAGAAAUAGAUAACUUUCCCCGAGGAGUAAUUCUAAUUUACUUGGUAAUAGCCUUUUCACCUUUUGGCUACUAUUUGGCGAUUCAUAUCGUGGCAGAAAAGGAGAAGAAAUUAAAGGAAUUUUUAAGGAUAAUGGGACUUCACGACACUGCCUUUUGGCUUUCUUGGGUGCUACUAUAUACGAGUUUGAUUUUUAUUAUGUCUCUUCUCAUGGCAGUCAUUGCAACAGCCUCGUCACUAUUCCCCCAAAGUAGCUGCUUUGUGAUAUUCCUCCUUUUUUUCCUGUAUGGCUUAUCUUCAGUGUUUUUUGCUUUAAUGCUGACACCCCUUUUUAAAAAAUCAAAGCACGUUGGAAUAGUUGAAUUUUUGGCCACAGUGGCUUUGGGAUUUGUGGGUCUUUUGAUUGUCUUGAUGGAGGAUUUCCCCAAAUCUCUAGUGUGGCUUUUAAGCCCAUUCUGUCAGUGCACAUUUUUGAUUGGCAUAGCACAGGUAAUGCACCUGGAAGACCUUGAUGAAGGUGCCCUUUUUUCAAACCUAACUGAAGGCCCAUAUCCUCUACUCAUUGCCAUUAUCAUGCUGGCACUUAAUAGUGUUUUUUAUGUCCUUUUAGCUGUUUAUCUUGAUCAGGUCAUACCAGGUGAAUUUGGGCUUCGACGUUCAUCCCUCUACUUUAUGCAACCUUCGUAUUGGUCAAAGAACAAAAGAAAUUAUAAAGAGCUAUCGGAGGGUAAUGUUAAUGGAAGUAUUAGUUUCAGCGAAAUUAUUGAACCAGUUUCUUCAGAAUUUCAAGGAAAAGAAGCUGUCAGAAUUAGUGGCGUUCAGAAAAUAUUCAGAAAAAAAGAUGAAACUGUGGAGGCUCUGAGAAAUUUGUCUUUUGACAUGUAUGAGGGUCAGAUUACAGCCCUCCUUGGCCACAGUGGAACAGGAAAAAGCACCUUGAUGAAUAUUCUUUGUGGUCUCUGCCCGCCGUCGGAUGGGUUUGCAUCAAUCUAUGGUCAUAGAGUUUCAGAAAUUGAUGAAAUGUUGGAAGCAAGAAAAAUGACUGGUGUUUGUCCACAGUUAGACAUACAUUUUGAUGUACUAACAGUGGAAGAGAAUUUAUCGAUAUUGGCUUCAAUCAAAGGGAUUCCAGCCGAUAACAUAAUACAAGAAGUGCAAAAGGUUUUACUUGAUUUGGACAUGCAACCCAUCAAAGACAACCAAGCUAAAAAAUUAAGUGGUGGUCAAAAAAGGAAGUUGUCAUUAGGAAUUGCUGUUCUUGGGAAUCCCAAGGUUCUACUACUAGAUGAACCAACUGCUGGAAUGGACCCAUGUUCGCGUCAUAUUGUCUGGAAUCUUCUGAAAUACCGCAAAGCCAAUCGAGUGAUAGUAUUCAGUACUCAUUUUAUGGAUGAAGCAGACAUUCUUGCUGAUCGGAAAGCUGUGAUAUCACAAGGGAUGCUGAAAUGUGUUGGCUCUUCUCUCUUUCUCAAGAGUAAAUGGGGAAUUGGCUACCGCCUAAGCAUGCACAUUGACCGAUAUUGUAUUGUGGAAUCUCUGUCAUCCUUGGUUACUCAGCAUAUUCCUGGUGCCAAUUUAUUACAACAAACGGAACAGCAGCUUGUUUACAGUUUGCCAUUUAAAGACAUGGACAAGUUUUCAGGUUUGUUUUCUGAUCUGGACAUUCAUUCCAAUUUGGGUGUUAUUUCUUAUGGGGUUUCCAUGACAACUUUGGAAGAUGUGUUCCUAAAGCUGGAAGUUGAAGCGGAAAUUGAUCAAGCAGAUUAUAGUGUGUUCAAUCAGCAGCAGCCCGAAGAAGAAACGGAUUCCAAAUCCUUUGAUGAGAUGGAACAAAGUCUUCUUAUACUCUCUGAAACCAAAUCAUCUGCAGUGAGCACUAUGGCUCUUUGGAAACAGCAAGUGUCCACCAUAGCCAAGUUUCAUUUCCUUACCUUAAAACGGGAAAGCAAAUCCAUAAGAUCUGUGUUGCUCCUGCUUCUAAUUUUUCUUGCAGUUCAAGUUUUCAUGUUUUUGGUACAUCGUUACUUUAAGAAUUCUGCUGCCCCAGUCAGACUUAGCCCUGAUUUGUAUUUUCUGAAGCCAGGAGAGAGAUCUCAUAAGUACAAAACCAGCCUCCUUCUUCAAAACUCCACUGAUUCAGACAUUGAUGACCUUAUUAGCUUCUUCAUGAGCCAGAACAUAUCCAUCAAGAUGUUUAAUGACAGUGACUAUGUAUCAGCUGCUCCUCAUAGUGCUGCUUUAAAUAUAAUGCAUUCAGGAAAGGGCUACAUCUUUGCCACUAUCUUCAAUGGCACUAUGAUUUACUCUUUACCUGUUUUGAUGAAUAUCAUUAGCAAUUCCAUGCUCUAUCAUUUAAAUGUGACUGAAGAAAUUCAUAUCUGGAGCACCCCAUUUUUUCAAGAAAUUACUGAUACAGUUUUCAAAAUUGAGCUGUAUUUUGAAGCUGCCUUGCUUGGAGUUAUCGUCACUGCUAUGCCACCGUAUUUUGCCAUGGAAAAUGCAGAAAACCAUAAGAUCAAAUCUUAUACGCAGCUUAAGAUUUCAGGUCUUUUUCCAUCUGCUUAUUGGACCGGACAAGCCCUUAUUGACUUUCCUCUUUUUUUUUUGGUUCUUGUUUUGAUGAUCGGAAGUCUGUUUGCUUUUCAUUAUGGGGUUUAUUUUUAUGCUCUAAAAUUCCUUUCUGUGGUUUUUUCCCUCAUUGGCUAUGUACCAUCAGUUAUUUUGUUUACCUAUGUGGCAUCUUUCACCUUCAGAAAAGUUCAAAAUGCAAAGGAAUUUUGGUCUUUCAUCUACUCUGUGACAGCUUUGGUUUGCAUUGCCGUCACUGAAAUAACCUUCUUCUUGAGAUACUUCACUUUGACUACUGUACUUCAUUAUACCUUCUGCAUAAUUAUCCCAAUCUACCCGCUGUUGGGAUGUCUGAUUUGUUUCAUAAAGAUUUCCUGGAAAAAUCUACCGAGAAAUGAAGGGAGCUAUAAUCCAUGGGACAGGCUUUUAGUGGCAGUCAUUUCGCCUUAUUUGCAGUGUGUAUUAUGGCUUUUCCUCCUGCAAUACUUUGAGAAGAAAUACGGAGGCAGAGCAGUAAGAAAAGACCCAUUUUUCAGGACUUUUUCAACUAAGAUCAGAAAUCGGAAGCUUCCAGAAGUGCCCAACAAUGAGGAUGAAGAUGAUGAUGUCCGAGCAGAAAGGCUGAAGGUCAAAGAGCUAAUGACGUGUCAAAGCUGCGAAGAGAAACCAGCUAUCUUGGUCAGCAAUUUGCAUAAAGAAUAUGAUGAGAAGAAAGAUUUCCUUGCAAGAAAAAUAAAGAAAGUGGCAACUAAGCAUGUCUCUUUCUGCGUGAAAAAAGGAGAAAUACUGGGAUUGUUGGGACCAAAUGGUGCAGGGAAAAGCACCCUCAUUAAUAUGCUCAUUGGUGAUGUCGAACCAACUUCAGGCCAGGUGCAACUGGGUGAAUUUUCUUCAGAAAUGAAUAAAGAUGAUAACUCUGUUAAAUAUGUGGGCUACUGUCCCCAGAUCAAUCCCCUUUGGCCAGAUAUUACAUUGCAGGAGCAUUUUGAAAUUUAUGGGGCUGUUAAAGGGAUGAGUGCGAGUGACAUGAAAGAAGUCAUAAAACGAAUCACAAAUGCACUUGAUUUAAAAGAACAUCUUCAGAAAACAACAAAGAAAUUGCCUACCGGAAUAAAACGGAAGUUGUGUUUUGCACUGAGCAUGCUGGGUAAUCCCCAGAUUACACUGCUUGAUGAACCAUCUACGGGUAUGGACCCUAAAGCCAAACAACAUAUGUGGAGAGCAAUUCGUGCUGCAUUUAAAAAUAAGAAGCGGGCAGCUAUUUUGACAACCCAUUACAUGGAAGAGGCAGACGCCGUGUGUGAUCGAGUAGCUAUCCUCGUGUCUGGACAGUUAAGGUGUAUUGGCACUGUACAGCAUCUAAAGAGCAAAUUUGGAAGAGGCUACUUCUUAGAAAUUAAGUUGAAGGACUGCAUAGAAAAUCUGGAGGUGGAUCAUCUACAGAGAGAAAUUCAAUACAUCUUCCCAAAUGCAAGCCGUCAAGAAAGUUUUUCUUCCAUUUUGGCUUAUAAAAUUCCCAAAGAAGAUGUACACUCUCUCGCACAGUCCUUUUUGAAGAUGGAAGAAGCAAAACACACCUUUAACAUAGAGGAAUACAGCUUUUCUCAAGCAACCCUAGAGCAGGUUUUUGUAGAACUCACUAAAGAGCAAGAGGAGGAAGAUAACAGUUUUGGAACUUUAAACAGCACCCUUUGGUGGGAAAGAACACAGGAAGACAGAGUUGUGUUUUGAACACUUUUCUCCACAACCCUCUCGCUCAAUAGUUUUCUUUUCUGCCUCACUUGAUUGUUUUGUUUUUUUUUUUGUAGAAGACUGUUCUAACCUUUUAAAGUGUCCUAACAAUCAUGAAAGCUUUUGGAGUAUAGGCAGUGUCCGUUGACUUCCAUUCACAAAGUUAUUUAAUUGCAUCGCUCUGGUGUUGUGUUGACAUUGCUGUGAGUAUCUAAAGUUUGUUUAGCUUGAACCUGUUUUCUGGGCUGGGGGGGAGGCUUAUUUUCUUUUAUUAAUCUCUUAGUCAUUAAUGUUGGUAAUCAUUUUACCACUGAUAGUUUCCUCAGGAGGGAUUUUAUACCAUUCUUUUUGAUAGCCCAUCUUUCUCUAAUGCUAAACUCUAACAAGCCAAGUUCCUCCAGUAGGGUGAAAUUAAUAUGUGACGUCAAUACGUGAUGGCACUUGCGACCAUAUUUUUGCAUUUUUAAUUGAAAUUGUAUUUUCCCCGGAGGGCUUUGGCACUUUCAAAGCUAAUGUACUUGGAAAGAACCUUCAAAACCAAAGUUUUCUUGGGGAAAUAUUCCUUUAGGGUCUAAGCCUAUCUGGUGACUCUCAAUCCAAGGUGAGGCAGAGAGUCUAAAUACAGCCUAUGAUCACCCAGAUCUCAGCUGCCAGCUGCUGCGUGGAAGCAGGGAUGCUUUCACCACGAUGGUUUCAAGCUUAUUCUCAGGCUGCUGUGGAAGCCUUGGACCACUCUCGCACAUAGCUGCUUCAGGGAUGACAUUCUGCAAUGGGUCACCCACCCUCUCUGUAAAAGGCUAGGGACCACUGCUGAUGGAAGCACAGAUGUUGGCAGUUUUCUCAAACCCUUCCCUUCUGCCCCCCUCAACACACUCUUCUCCUUGACGAGUUCGUGUGUCUAGACCACAAUAGCAGUGUAAAACCUGGCAGAUGUUCCCUGGGCCAAAGUAAGUACCCAUCCACGCCCUAGAUAGAGACUUUGACCCAUUUAAAACCGUAUUUGCUCUUUGGAGUAAAGUAGCCCUUAAUGCUGUUGAGGAUAAUUUAUGACUGCAGCAUCUAAUUUCCCUGGGGAAUUGCUAACUUGAUCUGCCUGUAUUACCCAUCAUUUAGUAUUAAAAGCUAACAUCUGGACCUUCCUCACCUCAGCAUCAAAUUUUAAGUAGACUUAAUGUAGGAACAAUUUACACAUUAAAACCAAAAUAUGAAUCCUUUGAGAAGCUAAAUAAAUGACUUAGCAUUUCACAAAAUUAAGGCCUUUUCAUGCUUAAUUCCCUUGUCAAAACCCCAAGGCAUGCUACAUUGGUGCAGCGUACCGUAUUCUAUCUGAUGCUUUAAGACAUCUUGCAUUAGGCAGGUCAUUGCCUGGGUUUUAACUGUUAACAUUGUGCUUGUUCCAACUAUAGGUAGAAGUGGAACUCACAUUUUAUUGCCUUUCCAUUUCAAACUCUUUACGCCAUUAUAUUGCAUAGGCUAUUAGAAAGGCAGCUGUAUUGUAUAGUGGCUUCAACUUCAGAAGUAAUGAUUUCUACCCUCAAGAUCAUCUUUCUUACCUCUUGUCAUUCAAAAGGACUUGCAAAAAUGAUCCCUUCGUUAAAGACCUGCAAGCUGCAGUUUUACUCUUGGGUUGCAUUACCCUUCCUGUUAAGUAUUCAUUUAGUAGGCAGCUUCAAUCUCUGUUCAUCUUAAUGAAGUCGUACUGUAACGUCCCAAAAUAUGUUCCACAUCUCUUCAGCCAAGAUCCUGGGUCUCCACUCCUUCCCUCUGUGUCUUCAGUGACUCUCAUCUAGUCUCAUAUGCCGUUAUACAGAAAUCAUAUGUAAUGCAAAGUAGACUUGACCUCAGUAUGAAAACACACAGGGAAGAAACCUCUCGUCUUUCUCAAUAGUUUAACGAUGGUUCUUUGUGUUUUUCCAUGCAGUCAUUGCUGAAGAGAGGUCAGAAUAACAUACCUGAGUGACUAAUACUCAAUGACAUACUUUGCACUUGAGGAUAUGAAUAACUUUAGGCCAAAAAUGAGGAGCCAGAAGCAACUGCUGAUGAAACAUACAGUGUCUGUAAAUAUAUCAAGAGAGUUAGGGAAAUGGUUUUCUGAGGUAUGAAGUUGUGAUAAUUUCUCAAUGGCUAAAGCACAUUAUUUGCAAUGUAAUUCAUUGGUGUUUUUAUUCUAGAAUUUUUGGACUCUAGUCUACACUUAACAGGCUCUUGGUAGGUGCUAUGGUAAUUUUCAGAGUGAGUCCCAAACCCUUUAUUAUCUAAUGUUUUUCCAACAGGUUAAAUCUAUUAAUGGAAAUGGUUCUAUUAUCCUUUCAUAGAAAAAAAAAAAACCACCCAAACCCUGUUUUCCUAUUUUGAGGGAAUGAGUCAGUACUGAAUUGAACAUAAAAGCCAAAUUUGAUGUUUGACUCGAUAUACUUUUUAGCUGCAGUUGAAGUUUUUGAAAAGGUUUAGGCAUUUUAAAAUGUCCUGGAUUACAGGGCCAGAAAUAGUGGCAAAUACAUAAUGGAACAUUGUCUAAACCACAAAGGGGACUUUGUUUUUGUAAAGGAUAACAAGAAACUCCAUCUCCGGGUCAUGCUUUCAAUGUGCAUGUAAGCCCGACAACUGCUGAAUAACGUUAUCCCUUUUUCUGCUGCCACAGUGAACAAACACACAUUUACUAUAAUGCUUACUGCUUAUAUUAUGAUGUAUGAAAACCUCUGUCAAUAUAUAUGCUUUUUAAGAAAAAAAAUGAGGGCCUUAGCUUUUAAAUCUGGGAGCCUCCUUAAUUUAAUCUUUCCGUUUUAAUGAACCAGUAGGAGAGAUUUCCAGUAUCAGAGAGGAAAUACCAGUUGAUACUUUUUUUGGUAUCUUUAGUACAACACACUUCUCUAUUACAUAAAGGUUUUUCUGUUCACAAAAUUAAAUAUUUUAGGAACUCUGGGACAAGAAUUAACUUUACUACAUCUUCAGUUUGAAUGAAUUGAAAUGUUUAUCCUUAUGUCUUUUAUAUCUCUUAUCUUUCCAUCUUUAUUUAAUUUUCCCCUUACAUAUCGAAGUAAACUUGAUCUACAAAAUAAGAACCUUUAUUUUUAUACGAACGUUUUAUUACUCUUUUUAAUUAGCUGUCCUGCUGGUUAACAGGUGAAAAAAGUUCUUCUCUUAUAUGGUAUAAAUUUAAGACUAUCAGAUUACGACCUGUUUAUCAUUGUGUGUUUGAGGUUUUUUUGGAGCAUAAAGGUGUCUUUGCUGAGAGUGGGCUCUGAGGACUUAAUUUGCAGGAUGUGGCUGAGUUCGGUUAGGUCAGUCCUCCCUCUUGCACCCAGAAAAUGGCUGAGUCAAACAGAGCAAACUUAACAUCUGUUGUAAAAUAAAAUACCUUGCAGAAUACACCAGUUUAUCAGUAUCCCGAUUGAAAUUUUCCUUGUUAGCCAGCUAACGGUAGUAACACUACUGCUUUUGUUGCUAUUCCUCAAAGAAGAGUGGAAAAGCAAUACGAAGAAGUCAGUCAGCGUUUUUUGUUGUUGUUUUCUUUCCUCCAGUAGAAGUUAUGUUCUCGAUAAUUUCUCCAGAGUGACCUCGAGCCUUCCUGCUUAAUGACUCUUUUUCUUGUUGCAUUGCGAACCUCCAGUUCUGAGGGCUGGGGAAUGUAGCUGGAGCCCUGACAAAUCCAAAUGCCGACGGUCGAUCGAGCGGACAGACUGAUGUCAGGAUUUCUGGGGCAGGCUCGCAAGCGGGGAACUAGUGGUUCUUAGUUCCAAAGCCCGAUAGUUCUGUCUGCCCCAGUCCAACCUUCUUUAUGUUGGCUUGAUCUUUGAAGUGAUGAUUGGCCCUUGCAGAUGCAGUGCAGAUGAGAAAUUUUCUACUCAAAAAAUUCCUUUCAAAAAAUACACCUUCAUCCCGUGUAGACAGGGCUAAUGUGUGAUUGAUCUUUUUGGUUUGUGGUAUCAUCACCUGUGCUGUUAGCAACCAUUUUAAGAAUAGUAGAUUACUUCUUGAGUAUCAGCACACAAAAAAAUCAAACUUCUUUAUUGUUUCUGCUUUAUUUUUGCACAUCUAGAAUUAUGUGUGUAUUAGUUCAGGAUUACGCUCUUCCCUUCAAAAUAAGGGUGGGGAGAAUGUGUGUAAAGUCCAAUUAUUUUAUGGUUGCUGUGUGACUCACACUGAUCACUCUAUUAUUUUAUGGAUCUUCCUCAUAUUUAUUGAAUGUUAUUAUUCCCUUAUGUAACUUUAUGUCAUCUUUCUUUCUGGGUAUAUUUGAAUGUUUCAUGUUCUCUGUAUUUGAUCCGUGAAUUCUCUUGCAAAAUUUCAGAUCAGGAUGCUGCAUAAUUUUCUGAGACUUAAAGUGAGUUUUGACCUACUAAAGGAAUUUCUACUUUUAAAUACAAUCAACUAAUCUCAAAAGCCCCCGGGUGCUUCAUUUGAAAACCCAGUUUGAGAAAGGGGCUUAGAAGUCCACUGAAAACAAUUAGAGAGAAACGAGAUUUGAUGUCCAAAUAGAAAAUGAACUCCUGCAAUUGACAUUUGUAUUUUGUAAAAAGACUCAUCGAAUCUUCUGUGGUGCAUGAAGUGAAGGUGUGUGUGUCUGUAAGUGAGAAGGUUCUGUGUUUAUCUCAAGAAGCCCCAUCUGAAACUAUAGCUAGUUUUACUAUUUGAAAGUUGGUAGGUUAUUUAUAAAUAUGAAUUUAUCUCUAGACAGAUCAACAUGCUAUAUUCCCUUGUAGUGUGUUGGCAGCAAUCAAUUUCACCAAUUUAUGGUUUUAUUUUGUUCUACUGUUUAGCCAUAUGUUAUGAUAUUAUUUGUGAGGUAUUUAUGGUCCUGGAAAACUGAUUUUGUAAUAUGACAAUGUGUUCUUUAUCACUUGUUUGCUGUAAUGGUAAAAUACUUUUAUUUUGUCAGAGUGCUAUAUAAAUAAAUAUGGAGUGGAUUAGUC